CGAGUCUUUGUUGCGUUUGUGUUCAGACUGCCUUUUAUUAUUAUUUUUUAAAAUGGCGUGUGGCGGGCUGGUUUUCCCGCAGCCCCACCUGGGAUGGGAUGUUCCUGGGUGUGGCCUCUUGUUCCGGCAAGUGUGUCUGUCUCUGUCUUGCUGCUCUUCUUUUUCUCUUUUCCAGAUGAUUGGUGAUCAAUCUGUGCAGCUGCCGAUAUGAGAGUGUGCGUAGGGCCGCCCAACAGUAUGGCCUUCGAGAGGGAGGGGAAAACGACGACUGGACUCUCUACUGGACUGACUUCUCAGUGUCGCUGGAGCGGGUGAUGGAGAUGAAAAGUUACCAGAAAAUCAAUCACUUCCCGGGGAUGAGUGAAAUCUGCCGCAAGGACUUGCUGGCCAGGAAUAUGAGUCGCAUGUCAAAGUUGUUCCCUAAAGAUUUCCACUUUUUCCCUCGGACCUGGUGUCUUCCUGCUGACUGGGGAGACUUGCAGAACUACAGCAGGUCAAGAAAAAAUAAGACAUACAUUUGUAAGCCGGAUUCGGGCUGCCAAGGGAGAGGUAUAUUCAUCACCCGGACAGUGAAAGAGAUCAAACCGGGGGAGGAUAUGAUCUGUCAGCUCUAUAUUUCAAAGCCCUUUAUCAUCGAUGGGUUCAAGUUUGACCUGCGGAUUUAUGUGCUGAUGACAUCCUGUGACCCUCUCAGGAUUUUUACGUACAAGGAAGGACUGGCCCGCUUCGCCACGACCUCUUACUCCCACCCUUGCACAGACAACCUGGAUGAUAUCUGCAUGCACCUGACUAAUUACUCCAUCAAUAAACACAGUUCCAAUUUCAUUCAAGACUCGCUCUCUGGCAGCAAGAGGAAGCUCUCCACCUUCAACACGUACAUGGAGAGCCAUGGCUACAACGUGGAGCAGAUAUGGAGAGAUAUCGAGGAUGUCAUCAUCAAGACGAUCAUCUCCGCCUACCCCAUCAUCAAGCACAACUACCACACCUGCUUCCCCAACCACACACUCAACAGCGCCUGCUUCGAAAUCCUGGGCUUCGACAUUUUGUUGGACCGCAAACUCAAGCCCUGGUUGCUGGAGGUCAACCACUCUCCGAGCUUCUCCACCGACUCCUGCUUGGAUAAGGAGGUGAAGGACAGCCUGCUGUAUGACACCUUGGUCCUGAUCAACCUGGGGAGCUGUGACAAAAAGAAAGUCUUGGAGGAGGAGAAGCAACGGGGCCGGUUCCUGCAGCAAUGCCGUUCCCGGGAGGCCAAGAUCAAGGAACUCAAGGGUUUCCAGGCCUUGCGUCGAGAGAAAACUGAGAAGUAUGAGAAGGAAAACUGUGGAAGUUUCCACCUGAUUUAUCCCAAUCUGACUUCGGAGAAGUAUGAGAAGUUUUUCCAGGACAAUAACUCCCUCUUCCAGAAUACUGCCACCUCCAGGGCCCGGGAGCUGUAUGCCCGGCAACUGAUCCAGGAGCUGAGACUAAAACAGGAGAAAAAAUCCUUGCAAACGAAAGAGAAGAAGGUAGAGAUGCAGGGAGAAUCGGCAGGCGAGCACGCGAGAGGCAAGGGGGCGAAGAGCUGGCAACAGACACAACAGCGAAAAUACAAGGCCGCCGCCACCCAAGUCUCCAAACAAUCACUGACAUUAGUGCCCUGCACGCCUGACAUGCUCUUGGAUGUCGGAGAUGCAAAGAAAAAUGAUCCAGAGAUCAGCCUCAACCAGGAGGCCCCCAAGAAGGAAGAUGGCCCUGCUUCCCCCGGGCCUUCCUCUGCGAGACAUUACUGCUCUCUCCCCGACCUGAGGAACUCAAGCCUUUUCAGCUGCUCUGGGCUGGAUCUCAGUAAACCCAUCUCCAGAAUCAAGGAAGCCAAGUGUGCCUCUGUAGUGAGCAUACUCCCCAGCCCCGUGCUCUUAUCGUCAUUAGAGACCUCAGAUACCUGCACCCAGUUCUCAGACUCCCCUGAGUCCCCGCUGCUGAGCACGACAAACAGCCCAGAAUGCAGUAGCCCAGAGAUGGACAGAGUGGUCUCCCUUAAAUGCAAACAGCAGACCCCCCAGUACCUCUUCCAGGAGAAAAUAUCAAAAAUUUCUCUGCCGACAAAAUCCCAGCGCUACUCGUUGAACCCACGUUGGACUUGGCUAAAGAAUAACGCGAGGAAACAGCAUCUGAUGUCAGAGCUGUUCACCAAGGUUCACCUGAGGGAGAAGUUCUCCUUGUUCCCAGCUUCCUACAACUCAAAGCUGGCGUUACGUAACCAGUCACAAAACUUCUCCCUGCCCCAGAAGUGUUACUUGCGCAGCCAAAGCUCUCAUGAGAAGAGGCCGCUGGAUAUGCCCUCCCUCCUCUUCUUGAAGAAAACUCACCGCCGUGAUAUUUCUCUGAGGGAUCUACUGGUGGUGGCUACUUCAGCCCGACUGGAUCCGAGGCCUGACAGAAGACGUCUGGGUGCUAUGAGGGACCUGUGUAUACAGGAUCGGGAAGCAUGCAAUCACUGCCUGAUCUCUGGCCAAAAAGAAUGUGAGAGGAAAUAGAAUCAGACUGGAUCUCUGCUAUUCCCCACCCCACCUCCAUUUUACUUUUUACUCCCAGGAAAUGAUUUGUCUCUUCUUACAGUGUCUACAAUGCCCAUGGGAUGAACCAAAAGUUUUAUUUUCUCAACUAGAUAUCCUAGUCUUCUAAGUCCCUCCCUCUCACUAGCACCACUGAGGCCAACAGCCUUGCUUUUUGUGCCCUCCCAGUUAGCUGACAGUGCUGUAGGACCAUGACUUCUGGGAGUUACUGAUGUUGUCCCGGGACACGCCCCAUGUUGCUCCUACCGGUGUCAUUCCUAUGGGCCCCUCACAUGGCACCAUCAUCCAGAACACUCCCCCAGACGGAGCAGUGCAAGGGAGGAGUGUUUCAGAGGAGGGUUCACAGCUUUCAAGAAUCCAAAGUCCUCAGUCCACCGACAGGCCUGUGUCAGUUGGUCUUCAACUCCAAAGAGCAAAGGCAGAGAGAGGGCUAGACAUGACGGAGAACUCAGAGCCCCGAGUGAGAGAAUUGGGGCAGUCACCACCACCAGGUACAGAUCAUACUUCCUCCCAUCCCAGCCACCUCCGUGCCCAGACAUCUUCCUGCUACUGCCCUUACCAGCCCCACUCAAUCUCGCCAGUGAAGACAGAGGUGAGGAGAGAGUGGCCAGCCUGCAGAUGUUUCUUCCAUCAACCUACAGAAAUGCUGCAUUUCCCCCUCAUGUGUACAUUAAUAAAAUAAAUCACCAUGCUCGA
Myotis brandtii (Brandt's bat) is the source of this 3254-nucleotide messenger RNA. RefSeq names its product tubulin tyrosine ligase-like family member 6 (gene TTLL6). Gene Ontology annotation, cellular component: cilium. Gene Ontology annotation, biological process: protein polyglutamylation; microtubule cytoskeleton organization. The transcript has 14 exons. Gene Ontology annotation, molecular function: tubulin-glutamic acid ligase activity; tubulin binding. The coding region runs from base 315 to 2519 and encodes 734 amino acids. The record is from RefSeq and is a predicted model, not a curated record. NCBI's taxonomy places the organism in Eukaryota, Metazoa, Chordata, Mammalia, Chiroptera, Vespertilionidae.